This is a messenger RNA of Symbiodinium necroappetens, 1212 nucleotides long. Lineage: Eukaryota; Dinophyceae; Suessiales; Symbiodiniaceae. The record is from the annotation of a GenBank genome assembly.
AUGGCUGGCCGAGAUGUUGCCAAGGGUGCUGUGCUGGGGGCGACAUCAGCUACGGCGCUGGCAGUAAUGCUAAUGCGGCGAUAUCUGCGAGAGGAACUUCGACCAGCGGUGCUCUUUCACUCUCCUGUCGAUGAAAAGCACCCCGAGGACCAGCGACUUCUCCAGCAGGUGAAGCUUGUGUUGAGUGACUACUGGCCACACCCGAUCUUGGAGUUCAGCGGCUACUUCUCGACCAUGUACAGCUGCCUAUGGGCAGUGAUGCCUUCUAUGCACAUGCGGGGCCGCAUGGAGGUCCUGGAGUUGUCGGAUGGAGGCACUAUGUCGCUGCACUGGUACGAGCCUCCCCUCACCGAUAGUGGCCGAGUUGUCGUGCUCUUGCCGGGCCUCAACAACGACAGCCGAACCAGUUUCGUACAGAGCUCGAUGCGGCACUUCCGCCACGAAGGCUUUCAGGCCGUCGCUUUGAAUUAUCGUGGCUUGGCCGGACAGGAGCUCAAAACCUCCAAGGUGGGCUGUGCGGAUUGCUGGCGCGACAUGCCCGAAGUGGAGGAGCACCUUGGGAAGGUAUGUGCUGGAGCCGAGUUCUCGGCAGUGGCCUUCUCGAUGGGUGGCGUCAUUCUCCUGCGCCACCUGGGUGAGAUGGGUGCAAAGACGCUCUUCUCUUCUGCCGUCACCGUUGCCUCUCCCGUCGAUGUGCCCGCGGUCAUCAGCUCCUUCAACUCAAGUAUCCGCAAGAGACUCACCAACUACAUCAUGACCACCGGCGUCAAGAGGUCAAAGUUUCGCCACCUUGUCGACAUGAACAAGCUGCUCAGCGCUCGGGGAAUCGCAGAUAUCGACCAGGCUGCCAUCUGCCCGCUCCAUGGCUAUGCUACUGCAUCUGAGUACCAUGAAGCGAUCAGCCCUCGUCCUCAUCUCAACAAGAUCUCCAUUCCGACCCUGCUGGUGCAUGCAGAGGAUGACCCGGUCAUAAGCUACUCCACCAUGCCCUUCCAGGACCUCCGCCGGAAUCCGAAGCUCUAUGUCGCCGUCACGAAGCGCGGUGGACACAUCGGCUGGGGGAGCGGAGGGCUUGGUGCCGGAGCAUGGACAGACACCAUGGCUGCGCACUUCAUGCAGGCGACCUCCCGCACGCAGAGUCGGGACAUAGAGGGCACCGGUAUUGCAGGAACGGAGACACGGCCUUUCCCGGCUCCUUUCUCGCGCUUGUGA